Messenger RNA from Bradysia coprophila, 2613 nucleotides. RefSeq names its product Protein O-mannosyltransferase rt (gene rt). Lineage: Eukaryota; Metazoa; Arthropoda; Insecta; Diptera; Sciaridae. Gene Ontology annotation, cellular component: endoplasmic reticulum; membrane. Gene Ontology annotation, molecular function: dolichyl-phosphate-mannose-protein mannosyltransferase activity. The record is from RefSeq and is a predicted model, not a curated record. Gene Ontology annotation, biological process: protein O-linked glycosylation via mannose.
ACACACAUACAGACAAAAUUGCCAUUCAGUGAAACAUUCAUUCAAGUUACCACGUAUUAUGAGAAAAACAUUGGCUGGGUGAAGUUCGAGGUGAAGUUAAGAAAUCAGUUUCAAUUUGGAGUAAAUAUUUAUUGCGAAAAUAAUUUAAGACUGACACGCCAACAGCACAAUGGAUAAAAGUGAACUGCGUAAUCGUAAACAAUCAGCACAGAAAAGUAGCUUGCUGAAGAAAUCGUCCGACGAUAGUGAGAAAUUCCAAUGUAAAGACGAAAGAGUUGAACGACUGCAAAGCGAAGAACCCAACCAGGAACACAGUGCAAGUGCAUCUAAGCGGAAUCAAAGCGAUAAUAAUAAAGUGAACAAAGUGAAACAAUAUUUUCAAUCAACAAUUGAUGAUGUAGCACAGAGUCUCAAGACAGAUUUUCGGUUGAACACCGAUGAGUGUCUACGAAUAACUUUUGAAUUUGAUUUCGUGACAGUGUUGCUAUUUGUUGUGGCAUUUUGCACCAGAAUGUUCAAGCUUUCACAACCAAAUAACGUGGUUUUCGACGAACUUCAUUAUGGCAAAUACAUUUCUCUGUACAUGAGAAAUAUAUUUUUCUUCGACCAGCAUCCACCGCUCGGAAAACAAUUAAUUUCUGUAAUGGCUAAUUUUGCUGGCUAUGAUGGGAACUACACUUUUUCGCGCAUAGGAAAUCCAUAUACGGAAAAUGUCCCAAUCCUAUGGUUAAGAUUCAUUCCAGCCCUAUGCGGGAGCAUUCUAGCACCUUGUGUGUACAAGCUACUUUUACAGACAAAAUUAAGUAGAUUAACUUCAGCAAUCGGUGGUGUGCUCAUUAUCUUUGAUAAUGCUCUAUUGACGCAGUCGCGCUUCAUUCUAAUGGAAUCGAUGCUUUUAACAUUUUCGGUUCUGGGGCUGUUGUUCCUGUUGAAAUUCCAAGAAUCUCCGACGAUAUUCUCUCGCUUAAAAUACUCCAUCCUCUCGGCAUCUUUUUUCACAUUUGCAUUCAGCGUAAAAUUUGCAGGAUUUUAUACGUCACUGCUGGGAUUCCUAAUUGGUUGUCGACAUCUCUGGAAACAAUUGUCCGACAAAACCAUAUCCGACCUUCGAAUGGCAAUGCACAUUUUGUUUCGCUUGAUCGUUUUCAUUACUAUUCCGGUGUGCAUUUAUGUUGGCUUGUUCUAUGCUCACUUUAGUGUAUUGAACAAGGCCGGACCGCACGACAGCAUUAUGACAAGUGCAUUUCAGGCGUCGCUAGAGGGAGGCCUAGCAUCCAUUACAAAAGGACAACCAUUGAACGUGGUUCAUGGAUCUCAAAUUACACUGCGACACACAUUGGGUCGAACCUGCUGGCUACAUUCUCAUCCUCAUGUGUAUCCAGUUCGAUAUCCUGACAAACGUGGUAGCUCCCAUCAGCAGCAAGUCACCUGUUACAGUUUCAAAGACGUAAACAAUUGGUGGAUUGUAAAACGACCGGAAAGUACGGACUUGGUGGUGGGUGAUACACCAGAUGUUAUACGACACGGUGAAGAAGUGCAAUUAGUUCAUGGCAUUACAAGCCGGGCAUUGAAUUCACAUGAUGUAGCUGCAGCAAUGACUCCACAGUGUCAAGAGGUAUCUUGUUACAUCGAUUACAAUGUGUCGAUGAGCGCUCAAAUUCUAUGGAAAGUCGACAUCAUCAAUAAGGAUCAGGAAGGACCAAUUUGGCACGCAAUUCGGUCACAAGUAAGACUGAUUCACAGUGCUACUGGUCAAGCAUUACGAUUUAGUGGACGCCAAUUGCCCGACUGGGGCUUCAAUCAACAUGAAGUUGUUGCAGAUCGUGUAACUGAUCAGCCAGAUACGAUAUGGAAUGUGGAGGAGCAUCGAUACACAAAGACUGAGGACCAGAAAGAACGGGAACGUCAAUUGAUCAACGAGGAAAUGAUACCCACCGGUCCAUCGAAACUGUCGUUUUGGGAUAAGUUUUUCGAACUCCAUUCAAAAAUGGUGUGGCACUCAGAUCAAAUUCAAAAUCAUCUUUACGCCUCCGAACCUCUCGAUUGGCCGCUGAUGAAUAAAGGGAUCGCUUAUUGGGUUGAUAAAGAUUCGAACGCUCAAAUUUAUUUACUCGGCAACCUGGUCAUUUGGUAUUCGGGAUUCGCAGCAUUAGUCGUCUACUUCGGUCUACUCAUAAUCUAUUUGCUAAGAAGAAGACGUUUGUGUUACGAUUUAAACGAGCAGGACUGGACUCGAUUCCGUGAGGCUGGAGAGAUAUUUUUCUUGGGUUACAUCAUACAUUUUCUGCCAUACUUUUUCGUGGAACGAACACUAUUCCUGCACAAUUACUUGCCAGCGUUCAUUUUUCAGAUUAUGCUUCUCUGUUUUGUCAUUGAGCAUAUCGAUCUGAUUUGUCGCAAUGUUGUUGGAUCGGUACUGUUGACCGUUUUGUAUCGAUUAUGCGUUGUGGGUUGGUUGAUUGCGAUAUUUGUUAUUUUCAACAAAUUUUCAGUCCUAAGUUAUGGAACGACUAAGCUUAGUGUGGACGAUGUUAUCAAUUUGAGGUGGAAAAACACAUGGGACUUUAUAUUGCAUAAAGAUUUGGUGUGACAAUAAAAGUUAUGUAUUUUUCA